Molecule: messenger RNA, 1010 nt
Organism: Cucumis sativus (cucumber)
Lineage: Eukaryota; Viridiplantae; Streptophyta; Magnoliopsida; Cucurbitales; Cucurbitaceae
Exons: 6
Coding region: 327-746 (139 amino acids)
Source: RefSeq, a predicted model, not a curated record
GAAUGAGGAAAUUUCCAAAAGGAAAUUCCCAAAUAAGAUCUUUCUUAAACUAAUUUGAAGGAGGCGGCUUCUCUUUCUUUUUUCUAUUCUAUUCUUCUUUUUCCCUACUAGUGAUGAUGGCACAUAGGUGACAAGGCAACGGCCAUUUCCUUCUUCUUAUAAAUACUGAGUUGAGGAGUCAAUUUAGACAUAUCUCAUUCAUAGCAGAUUAGCUGAUUCAGUAGAUCUUUACAAGCAUAUUUUCUUGCUUUCAUUUCUUACUCUCAAUAGGGAGUGGUGGAAAAGGAGAGCAAUUUUGUUUGGUAAGAAGGAAAGAUUGAGAAAAAAUGGAGGGAAAGUCUAAAGGGUAUCAAGCCUCCUCUUUCGUUGCUGAUCUUUUUGAUGUCAAGGAGGCGCCAUUGUCUUCCGCAUCAGGUGCUUUUGCAACAAUCUUUCCAUCUCCACAGAAGGGAGCAGGUAGGAAUUCUUCUAGCUCUGUGGAUUGGCUAAAACAGACCAAUGGAAGUCAACCACAUCACACCCGACAAGGGAAUUCAGGAGGGAGCUUGGAGCCUUGUCAUCUGAGUUCAUCUCUAUACUAUGGAGGACAAGAUGGGUAUUCUCAGGCCACAUCAGCUGGACCAUCCCCACUUCCACCCCCACCCCACACUAUGAAGAAAAGUGGGGGUCAACAAGAUGAUCCAAAUGGAAACAACUCUCAACCUGCUUCUAGGGGAAAUUGGUGGCAAGGUUCUCUUUAUUAUUAGAACGUCUACCUUGCCUUGGUAGCGCAUGAAUUCCCACCUAUUUUCUAAGUUUUUUUCAAUGCAGGAAUUCAUAAAAAGCAGCAGAGCACAGAUGAAGCUUUGAAGUUGGGUAUUUGUUUUACAUUACAUAUUGUGUAUACCAUUUCAAAUUUCCUGUUUGGUUUUUACUUACAUUUGAAAAUGGUGUGGAGUUCUCUGUAUUUUCUUUUCUCUGAUUUCUCUUAUAUUAAAAAAGAAAAAAAAAAAGAAGAAAGCUUUGCUGUU